CGGGCGCGGGGCCGCCGCCCGCAGCCGCCUCCGCGCGGAGAAGAUGAACAUCUGCAAACCUCCUAACAAGACAGCUCCCGAGAAUCUGGGUGAGGCUGCUGCGGAGCUGCCGGUGCAGCGCGCGCGCAGGAACGGCUGGAGCUGGCCGCCCCAUCCCUUCCAGAUCAUCGCCUGGCUCCUCUACCUCUUCUUCGCCCUCGUUGGCUUCGGCAUUCUGGUCCCUCUUCUGCCUCUCCACUGGCUGCCUGCUGGCUACAUUUGUCCAGGAGUGUGUUUUAUCUACCAUUUAGUCGUUCAUCUUACUGCAGUCUCCAUUGAUCCUGCGGAUGCCAAUGUGCGCAAAAAGAACUACCUGGGGCCCCUGGCCACCUUCAAUCGUAAUCAGCACACACACGUCAUUGAGAAUCGCCAUUGCCAUGUCUGUGAUGUGGACGUGAGUGCCAAGUCAAAGCACUGCGGAACUUGCAACAAGUGUGUGUGUGGCUUUGAUCACCACUGCAAAUGGCUCAACAACUGCGUGGGGAAGAGGAAUUACUGGCUCUUUCUGAAUAGUGUGCUGUCAGCCAUCCUGGGCCUUGGCGUGCUGCUGCUCGUAGCCUUCUACGUCUUUGUGGAGUUCUUCAUCAAUCCCACGAGGCUUCGUUCGGACCAGCAGUUUGAAGUUCUAAAGAACCACACAGACGUCUGGUUUGUGUUUCUUCCUGCAGCUCCUGUUGAGACUCAGGCCCCUGCCAUUUUGGUCUCAGCUGGGAUUUUCAUCCUGCUGAGCCUAAUGACCGUGUUCCUGCUGGGCCACCUCUUGACCUUUCACAUCUAUCUUAUGUGGAACAAGCUGACUACGUACGAGUACAUUCUGCAGCAGCGUCCCCAGCAAGAGCUGAAGGAGGUAGACAAACCACUGGAGUCCUGUCCCUCCCAGCUGAAACCCAGCCAGGAAGCAGACUCUUUUCCAGGUAACCCUGGMUAUACAGACCCUACUGUUCAAGUGGAGGAAUCUCCAGCCAUAACUUCAGGAAAAGACUUUUCAAAGCUCUACGUCCCCAACCAUGAAGCAGGUCCUAAGCAGAGCUUGUCCGCCGACCUCCCGUCUUUCCAGUCUGCAGUCCCUUCUCAGCAACAGAAAAAAAGAAGAAAGAAGAAGAUGCAUAAAGGCCCUUCCUCAGCAAAGGACAGCAGAUCUAAGAGGCAGCCUAGGCCUUGGCCCUCUUUCCCAGAUCCCCAGUCAGAGAGCCCRGCGACAGCUUGUGCCACCUCCACUCCCCACGGCCGCCGCCUCUUGGUGCCCGCUUUCCCUGUGAGAGCCGCUUUUCCUCCUGGCAGUAUCAGCCCCAUCCGAGCAGCCCCUGGUGACCAUCCCUCCGAGUCUGCCGAGGCCACGGCGGAGAUUCCUGUGGCUCAGACCCGCCGUGGGAGCCCACCGCUUCGUAGACCUUCCAAGAGCAGUUCGAGCAGUUCUCAGCGCUCUCCCUCGUCCGCCGGCGAUCCCAGAGGAGACAAGGAGAAGAAUCUCUACGCCGGGCACAAGGUAAAGACGAAAAGCUGGCAGCAGGACAGCAGCCUGGMACAAGGCCUGGAACUUGGUUCUAAGAUGCCCGCUGUGUUUGUAAGUAAGAGCAGUGGAGAGCCCCAUGUCCCCCAGGCCCAGCCUAGUGAGAGUACGUCUGAGCCACACCACAGAAAAUGCACCACCAAGCUGUACGUGGGCAGACAGAAUCCAGGCUUCAAGGACAUAAGGACAAACACCACAGCAGCCUAGUAUUCAGCCUACCAAAGCCAUAACCUUGUGGAACAAGGAAAGAGGUUCUCAUUCUACUUGUUCUCUCCUCCCAGGACUCUUCUUCUCGUUCUACUUGUAUGUCAUUGCUCAAAGAUCUUGACCCUAGUGACUCAUCCUAUUCCCUGCAAUCAGCAGAGCCCCUUUAGUUGAUGCUGUCCCCUUUUCUAGCAGAGCCAGCUGAGAGAGAGGAAAAAUCCUGCAGCAUGGCAAACCUGAGGUGGGUCCCCUGGCAUAUUGCUGAAGCAAAGUGCUUUCCCAAGUAAAAGGCUGCACCCUCCCAGCCCUCUGCAAACUAAUACUGCAGUAAAAUUCAUGGAGAAUGUGUGGGGAGAAACAAAACUCCAUCUCUGCUGUUCCACGGCACCCUUAAAACCAAAUGUCCCAUCUGCCUCCACCCAGGCAGUCUUUGGCUCAUGCUGGGGGAACCUGAGUGGAUGGUCGGGGAGUCACCUCAGAAUUUCUCUGUCCCUUUACCGCUUUCCACUGUGCACUACCAAGCACUUUUGUCAACUCCACCAGCAUGAACUCUGUAAGGCAGCCUAGUUUGUACAAGGCUGCACCUUCCCAGCGCGCUGCGCCCCGCGGCGCAGCUUCCUUAUCAGAAAACCUGGAGCGAGGCAGGUUCUGCCAUCUUUCCAUUUGGGGAAAAGAACCAAAUCAGCAGCGGUUUGCAGCCAGGCUUGGAGUCUGUACUGGCAGAAUGCUCCCACGCGAGACGCAGGGGCACGCAGCCAGAAGCCCAGCGCUGGCCUCGUGGUGGCGAGCAGCGCUUCCACCGGCACCGGCUCCUGCCUCCUUGCUGAGCCCCGAGGCCCAGGCUGCCAGGAAAGCCACGUCGGUGGAGCAGCCGGUGGCAUCAGGAGCCUGGCUAAUCACACAUCCUGACAGGCCUUGCCACCAGCAGGCAUGUGCCUGGCACAAUUUGUCCUUUGGCAGCUGCAGAAGCUGCACAGCCUCCCCAGCGUGGCUGGCACCCCGACCAGCAGCGGCUGCCUUGGCCACUUGCACCAUUUCUGAACAGGUCCCCGUUCGGCUAGUGUUKUGGGAACCCCUACAUGCACCAUCAGGAAAGAGCAAACAGAAGUUUUAAUUGCUCUGCUUAAUUACUCAUGUUUUCCAUGAUGCAUGGACACCGCUGAUUGAGUCUACCCCUUCUUCCAUACUGUCGUGCUUGCAGGUAGGGAAGGACAAGACAAAGCAUGGUCUGAAGUGACUCAUGUUAAGCCUUUCCCUUUCCUAAGCAUGGAGCAGCUCAAUCUGUGAGUAUCCAUCAUGAAAAAGUUUAGAGCAGACCAGGAUAUCUGGGGAAAACCACUUAAAGGGAACAGUCAGCAUAGGGAACAGUCACCCUAAGAAUUCAGACCUGAUCCUAAACUCCCAUUUCCCAGCCAGUGUCCUGCUCAGGGGUCUGCACUUCCCUGUAUUCCCAAAUACUUGCCUUUAUCUUUUCAGAACAGGAUGGUGUUUUGCCUAGUAUUAUUUUGGCAUAGGAUGGGCUUUUGGCCCUAGGCUGAGUUUAUUCUGGAGAGGUCACUUCAGC
Nothoprocta perdicaria is the source of this 3317-nucleotide messenger RNA. It is a transcript of the gene ZDHHC1, whose product is annotated as zinc finger DHHC-type containing 1. Bases 44 to 1756 code for a protein of 570 amino acids. The transcript has 11 exons. Gene Ontology annotation, molecular function: protein-cysteine S-palmitoyltransferase activity. Gene Ontology annotation, cellular component: Golgi apparatus; endoplasmic reticulum. NCBI's taxonomy places the organism in Eukaryota, Metazoa, Chordata, Aves, Tinamiformes, Tinamidae. Gene Ontology annotation, biological process: protein targeting to membrane; peptidyl-L-cysteine S-palmitoylation. The record is from RefSeq and is a predicted model, not a curated record.